UAUUGAACUGGUACGGCGAAGGGUGACAAGGUUCUCGACUGAGAGUUGCAGUGAGCGAGUUUGAACAUGGAACCGGAGAAGGAAGACAAACUAGGCGCUGAGUCUCCGACCGACUCACAGCAGACAGUUUCCGAUGAUGAUGAAAUAGACUACUCUAUUAAGCCAGAGUUUUAUGAUUCGGAUCUUGAUGAAAAAGAUGAGUUGUGGGUUAAUAAGAAAAGGAAAGGCCGUACUUCUGAUGCUAUCCUUAGUUGUCCAGCAUGCUUCACUACCCUCUGCUUAGAAUGUCAAAGGCAUGAGAAGUAUGUCACCCAGUACAGGGCCAUCUUUGUUGUCAACUGCAAGAUCAAGAAGGAUCAAAUACUGCAGCAGUCGAAUCGAAGACAAAGGAAGGGUAACCACCAAAAAGAUUCUGGCAAGAGUGAAGUUGGUCAAGCGGGUGCAGGUGGAGAAACGGUCAAAUCAGUAUGUUGCUUGACGUGUUCAACAGAGGUUGGCGUCAUCGAUGGAGAUGAGGUUUACCACUUCUUCAAUGUUAUUCCUAGUGAGACUUGAUAUGUUUAGUUUCAUGUUCAUAAUCAAUAUUUGCUUAUUCUCAAGGUGCAUGCAAUGCAAACAAACGUUCCCUUGUCAGAUAUUUAUGUGAAUCCCAGCUGAGCAGGUUGCAAUGGUUUCA
This is a messenger RNA of Telopea speciosissima, 676 nucleotides long. Its product is annotated as E2F-associated phosphoprotein. Gene Ontology annotation, cellular component: nucleus. The record is from RefSeq and is a predicted model, not a curated record. Lineage: Eukaryota; Viridiplantae; Streptophyta; Magnoliopsida; Proteales; Proteaceae. The transcript is spliced from 4 exons. Gene Ontology annotation, biological process: positive regulation of cell population proliferation. Bases 67 to 555 code for a protein of 162 amino acids.